Megalopta genalis is the source of this 3130-nucleotide messenger RNA. RefSeq lists its product as uncharacterized. The record is from RefSeq and is a predicted model, not a curated record. Gene Ontology annotation, molecular function: protein kinase inhibitor activity. Gene Ontology annotation, cellular component: cytoplasm. Gene Ontology annotation, biological process: intracellular signal transduction. NCBI's taxonomy places the organism in Eukaryota, Metazoa, Arthropoda, Insecta, Hymenoptera, Halictidae.
UGGACGGCACUGUCAGUCGCUCUGGCAUUCAACAUGGCCACCUGAUAAUGUAGCAGACGAUACAGGUGGGAUGAAAAAUUGUAAAUAAAAUUUGGUUCUAGCUUGAACUAUGAGUGGACGUGUGCAGAAAGACAGUGCUGAUGAUUCUGAUCGUGUCGACGAUGCAGUGGAUCCCAGAGUGCAGAUUGAACUUGAAAGAUUAAAUACUGCUACCGAUGAUAUUAACAAGCUCGAAGUUGAUUUGGAUGAGGCAAGAGCAACUUUCAGAGAACUACUCUGUGAAUCUACAUUAAAAAUUGAUAGUUUAGCUAAGAAACUUGGUACUUGUAUUGAGAAAUCUAGGCCAUACUAUGAUGCUAGGUUUAAAGCCAAAGAAGCUUUACAAGAAACGCAAAAAGCAGCUAUUAGAUUUGAAAGAGCAAACAGCCAACAUGCAGCAGCCAAAGAAAUGGUUUACUUAGCUGAAGAAGGCUUAAGAACUGAGGGAAGAUGUUUUGACCAUGCUUGGCAGGAAAUGUUAAAUCAUGCAACUGCUAGGGUCAAUGAAUCUGAACACGAAAGAGCAUUAUCAGAAGCAGAACACAGACAUACCACUGCUUUGUAUCACAAAGCUGAACACGAAGUGCAAAACCUACAACGCGAUUUAAAGCGCGCAAUCGCUAAAUCUAGUAUGGGUGCACGUCGCAGCUUGCUUCUGAUAAACAGUAUCGCCUACAGGCACAACUUGCUCAUGUUACCGUAUUAUGAGAUGAAAGCACAUUUUAAUCAAAUGCUAGAGGAACAGAAAUUCAGAGUGAGUGCCCUCGAAAGAUCAGUGGGCGACGCUAAAAUGACUUACGCGGAGGCACUGAGAAAUUUAGAGAAAAUUAGCGAUGAAAUUCAUAGGACUAGAAGGUACGACGGGACAGACGACCUUAGUAAACACUCAAGAGACACGGUCAAUCAGGCUGGUAAUCAAUCUAAAUCAGCAAACUCAUCGGACUCCAGUGUGACCGGAUCACCCGAUAGUACAGACUACACUAGCGACGAAUACUUGCAUCUUCCUGAUAAAAUGAGUCCUAAUGCACCAUGUCCUGUGCCUACAAGAAUCGACAGAGAACCUUCGUCUGAAUACCUGGGCCUAAGCAACCUGAAUCUGUCAUCCACGGAGCCUCGAAAGUACAUAAAGCGGGACCGUCCAAAAAGCAUUGCAGCAACAGACUCGAAACAUAUCAUAACACUGAAUCAAACCAGUUCGUCGACGUCACGGUUAUCGGACUUGUCAAGCAUUAUUUCACCCAUGGAGAAACGAGUCACCAUUCAAACACCGGCGGAGACAAAUACCACCAAUGCGACCGCACAAAAUGGCGAGGAGUGGACGGAAAUCAGCUUGAACAAUUCUCCAGACGAGAUUUAUUAUAAUAACGAAGUAUACUCAGAUGACGAUGAUCAAAUCCCUUACAAACCGUUACCGAUGGACCUGAGUCCAGAGAGUAGCAAUCCAACAGCUAGCGGCGGAACUAUCCAGCCAUUUGCUGAUAUAUCUAAUCGGAAGAAAUUAAUUACUCAGAAAUCACUACCAGCUAUGCCGAAAGGGAACGAGGUUACAUUGAGCAUUGAAAAGAAAGCGGAGGUCACAAGAAGUCCGUCUAUAAAGAGCAAGAGCAAGCUCGACAGUAGUUUAGCUAAUUGGAUAACUAGAAGCUCGGCUGGCGGUGAGGCUAGCGGCGGUAGCUCAGCAAACUCUAGUAGAAGGCAAUCACUCGAUAUGCUGUGGUGUGCCGGACCUGGAGAGAGGGUGAAAGAGUUAUUAAGUCAUGGAAUGAUGAUGUUGAAUAUAUCCAGUCUAACCGAGAGACGUUCCAGUGAACCGAGAACUAUCGAGAAGGAUAAGGAGAAGUUCGAGAAGUGUGAGAAAGUGGAAGGAAAGGGGAAAAAGGUUCCUAGUCCGCUAGAAAAAACACUGACAUACCUGAAUGCAGAUGAAGAAACGUCCGAUAGCGAAAGUUUAGCAAGUGUGGAGAUGUUAACGGAGGAUCAGAUAUCGUCGCUCAUGAUGGAACCUGACAUGAAUCAAGUAUGCCAAGAGAUAUUAGGGACCCCGUUAGUCGAGGUGUGUCCAUUGCUGCAACAACUGCAGCAACAACAAUAGCACACCUACUAACGGGAGCGACUCGAUUGAAAUGAAACUAUGCAACAAUAGAAAGUGUUCAGAAACCAUGAUAAAGGAACGAACUAGUUAAGGUAUAGCUUUAUUUAUAAUUGAAUUUGUCACGUAAUUAGUUCCUGCACCUUCAUUGCUCAUAACAGGAGACUUGAUUUUCUAUCCAAUUUCAUAAGAACAUAAUUAAUUCAUGAUAUUUACUGCAAUCUUAUAUACAGAUCGUGCUUUUGUUCUGCUCUGAUUAGAAAUGAUUUGUACAUAUUCAAGUUGGUAGGAGUUUUUAAUAUCAUAUACAAAUGUUUGAUUUUAAUUAUUGACGUGCUGUAUACAUAAAAUACUGUGAAUAUCGUGAAGCCUAAUGAAAAGUUUCUGUGCGUAUGUUCAUAGAAACAAUUUGAUCGAUACUUGGGACAGUUUCGAUAUCAUUCCAUGAAAUUCGUUUCACAAUUAGUAUCUAACGUACAGUGGAAGACUUAUUCGAUUAGAGAAGCAAUACGUAGUGAAUUCUAGAUAGUUAUAUUAUUCAUUAAAAGGGGAAAGCAAUUUUGGUUCGUCGUACGUUCGAAAUAUCGAUUGGUAUAUAGGGGUAAUAAAGAAUGGAAUUUUUUUCCAUCGAUUUAUAGAAAAUGUUUUAUCUUUCAAACAAAUAUUCUGUUUGUCUGUGUUUGAAGAGUACAAUUACAUAAGCAAUUCACUUUUUAUAUUAAAGAGCAACACCAGCCAGAAAAUUGUAAUUACGAGAAAUUAUAAACCGAAUGAGGGUGAUUUGCUCUUCUUUGAAGUGCUAAGUAGAACUUGUUUAGGUAAGAUAACGUGAUUCUAAAUAGAAAAUUUGCGGCUUCGAUGAGCAUAAUGUUUCACAUACCAAGCUUUAAUAAUUACCGAUUGUAAUAGUGUUCAUCUGCCAAGCUCAGCAAAAACAUUUUGAAUGAAUCUUUCCUCAAUUCUGAUGAGAUAUAAAAAGAAAUAUAUAUAUAUAUAUAUAUA